This is a messenger RNA of Melampsora larici-populina 98AG31, 999 nucleotides long. RefSeq lists its product as uncharacterized. Gene Ontology annotation, cellular component: nucleus; cytosol. Gene Ontology annotation, molecular function: protein kinase C binding; translation regulator activity; ribosome binding. NCBI's taxonomy places the organism in Eukaryota, Fungi, Basidiomycota, Pucciniomycetes, Pucciniales, Melampsoraceae. Gene Ontology annotation, biological process: positive regulation of protein phosphorylation; rescue of stalled cytosolic ribosome. Bases 35 to 982 code for a protein of 315 amino acids. The record is from RefSeq and is a predicted model, not a curated record. The transcript is spliced from 8 exons.
CUCAACGAAAAUACCUAUUCCAAGGUCAAUCAACAUGUCUGAAUCACUUCUCUUCAAGGGUACCCUCACCGGUCACGGCGGUUGGAUCACCGCCAUCGCCACCUCGGCUGAAAAUCCCGACAUGAUCUUGACCGCUUCCAGGGAUAAGACGAUCAUUGUUUGGCAGUUAAGCCGGGAAGACGGUAACUACGGAUUCCCCAAGAGAAUUUUACAUGGACACAAUCACUUCGUCUCCGAUAUUGUCAUCUCUUCCGACGGACAAUUCGCUCUUUCGUCUUCAUGGGACAAGACCCUCAGACUUUGGGACCUGAACACCGGUCUCACCACCCGAAAAUUUGUUGGCCACGAAAAGGAUGUCCUCUCCGUCUCUUUCAGCGCUGACAACCGACAGAUUGUCUCUGGCUCCCGAGACCGUACCAUCAAGCUCUGGAACACCCUCGGUGAAUGCAAAUACGAGAUCAAAGAUGAAGGCCACACCGGCUGGGUGUCUUGCGUCCGAUUCUCGCCAAACCCCAUGAACCCAGUCAUUGUUUCAGCUGGAUGGGACAAGGUUGUCAAGGUCUGGGAGCUUUCCAAGUGCAAGUUACGUACUAACCACCACGGUCACACCGGUUACCUUAACACUGUCACCGUUUCACCCGAUGGAUCUCUCUGUGCUUCAGGUGGCAAGGACGGAAUCACCAUGCUUUGGGAUCUCAACGAGGGCAAGCACCUCUACUCCCUCGAAGCCGGUGACAUCAUCAACGCCCUCACCUUCUCCCCUAACCGAUACUGGCUCUGUGCCGCCACUGCCUCCUGCAUCAAGAUCUUUGACCUUGAGAGCAAGAGCAUUGUUGACGAAAUCAAACCUGACUUCACCGAGAUUGACUCCAAGAAGGCCAAGAUUCCCGAGUGUACUUCAUUGGCAUGGAGCUCAGAAGGCGGUACUCUUUUUGCUGGUUACACUGACGAUGUUGUUCGUGUUUACGCUGUUAUGGCUUAAGAAAUGCAAUCUUGUGG